GCAUUACGUCCGGCUUUGCGGCCGCACUGCUUGACGGCAGCGGUGUCCGCCCCCCUGGCCGGCGUUGUCAGGGUAACGGCGAGUGCGUGGGGCCGAAGGAGUUAUGCUUGAGAAAUGGCAGAAGCAGUUUUCCAUGCCCCAAAGAGGAAAAGAAGAGUGUAUGAGAAUUAUGAGUCCCCAUUUCCGAUCCCUUUUGGUCCAAACUGUGGUCCUAAGAAAGACUUCAAAAUAUUCCACGCUGAAAUGGUAAACAACAAUGUAAUUGUAACGAACGCAGAAGAUAUUGAGCAGCUGUACGGGAAAGGUUAUUUUGGAAAAGGUAUCCUGUCUAGAAGCCGUCCAAACUUUACAAUCUCAGAUCCUAAGCUGGUUGCUAAAUGGAAAGAUCUGAAGACAGACAUGCCUAUCAUCACGUCAAAGAAGUAUCAGCGUAGUGUAGAGUGGGCCACAAAGCUCAUGCGAAGACAGGGGCAGGAUGAGAAUACAGUGCAUAGAAUCCUCGAGGAGUACACAAAACCACUUGAGCACCCUUAUGUAAAAAAGAACGUAGAGAUUCAGUUGCAUGACGAGCUGAACUCUGAAAUGGUUUCCAAGAUGGAAGGCACAGGGGAUAGAGAGAAUCUUUCUGUGAUGAACGGGGACUUGGGAAAGUCAGAAGGUUUGGAGGAUCCCAGCAAGCAGUCAGACCUCCUGCAGGACUCUGGGCAGGACCCACGAACUGCAAAUGACCCGGAUGAACAUGUGGUAGAGGUCGCGGCACCUCUCCCCCAAGGGCAUCGCGGCAAACAGGAUGUUCUCCUCCCUCAGUGUGGCGCUCAGCCUGAGGACAGCAGUCGACAAGUGGGUCUCAUCUGUGCCAGGGAGAGAGGGCCUGAUGAUGAGUACGUUCUGGUGGAAGAAGCUAUGUGUGAUGUGAGCGAGAGGGAAGAUGCCCCAAAUGAGGAAUUGGCACAAAAAAAGAAACUAAUAUGCAGAAGAAAUCCAUAUAGGAUCUUUGAGUAUUUGCAACUCAGCCUAGAAGAGGCUUUCUUCCUGGUCUAUGCUCUGGGAUGUCUAAGUAUUUACUAUAAGAAGGAGCCUUUAACGAUUGUGAAACUCUGGAAAGUUUUCACCAUAGUUCAGCCCACAUUCAGGACUGUGUACAUGGCGUACCAUUACUUCCGAAGCAAGGGCUGGGUGCCCAAAGUAGGGCUUAAGUAUGGAACAGAUUUACUGCUGUAUCGAAAAGGUCCUCCAUUUUACCAUGCAAGUUACUCUGUCAUUGUUGAGUUAGUCGAUGACCGUUUUGAGGGCUCUCUUAGAAGACCUUUCAGCUGGAGGUCGCUGGCUGCUUUGAGCAGAGUUUCAGUGAAUGUCUCCAAGGAACUUAUGCUGUGCUAUUUGAUUAAACCCUCUACCAUGACUGACAAAGAAAUGGAGUCACCAGAAUGUAUGAAAAGAAUUAAAGUCCAGGAGGUGAUUCUAAGCCGUUGGGUUUCUUCACGAGAGAGGAGUGAUCAAGACGAACUUUAACAAUUCAGCCUCAGAUUUCUGAUUUCACCAACAAAUACUUAGUCUCCUACAGGAAGCCAAGUUCAGGGCGAGGUAGUAAAGAGUCCAUUUAUUGUAAUUGUCCAUUAAUUUAAAAGUUUCAAGGGCAUGGUGCUCUCAACCCCAGAAAACUGUUAGUGUUUUAAGAUAAAAUUAUACAGGGAAGAAAAAGAGCCCUGUGCCAGGAUUUGAGAUCCUGUCCUUGAAUCCAUCACUGACUGACCGACCCUGAGCUCCUCGCCUCUAGGCCUCCGUCUGUGUCGUCAUCCGGUCAGUGAGAAGGGUGGACUACGUGAGUCCCAAGAAGACUCCUCCGGCAACAGGGAAAUUCUGUUGUUACUGAUUUUGCCAGAAAAUGGUAACAGUUCAUGUUUAUGUGGCACUCUGCAGUUUCCAGAGCACAGGGAUCUCUUGUUACCCAUAUCCGAUCUGUUCCUGAAAGUGCUGGAGAGCAGAUUGGGGGAUUGCGGGACGCUGUGUUCCAUUAUUUUAAAUGGAAAAAAUAAAGUGUCUCAGCUUAUUCCAAGAACUUCAACCAAUUACUCCAACCCAUAAAAAUCCAUUUAAUAUUUUAACAAGGAUUUCUGUAUCAUAGAAAACAUUUAAAACAUCAGUUACCAAA
Molecule: messenger RNA, 2152 nt
Organism: Rhinolophus ferrumequinum (greater horseshoe bat)
Lineage: Eukaryota; Metazoa; Chordata; Mammalia; Chiroptera; Rhinolophidae
Gene: TSEN2
Product: tRNA splicing endonuclease subunit 2
Exons: 12
Coding region: 115-1512 (465 amino acids)
Biological process (GO): tRNA-type intron splice site recognition and cleavage; tRNA splicing, via endonucleolytic cleavage and ligation
Cellular component (GO): tRNA-intron endonuclease complex
Molecular function (GO): tRNA-intron lyase activity; nucleic acid binding
Source: RefSeq, a predicted model, not a curated record